Molecule: messenger RNA, 466 nt
Organism: Salvelinus namaycush (lake trout)
Lineage: Eukaryota; Metazoa; Chordata; Actinopteri; Salmoniformes; Salmonidae
Product: C-type natriuretic peptide 4-like
Exons: 2
Coding region: 87-449 (120 amino acids)
Biological process (GO): receptor guanylyl cyclase signaling pathway; cGMP biosynthetic process
Cellular component (GO): extracellular region
Molecular function (GO): hormone receptor binding; hormone activity
Source: RefSeq, a predicted model, not a curated record
ACCAAUUUGUUAAACAACCAAUAUCAUUUAUCGUAUACUGAACUUCGCCAAAGAGGAAUCCUUUACAACAACAAAAACUUGUCAGAAUGAACAUCUCACAUUUGGUGGCAUGUGGACUUAUGAUCACCCUGCUUUCACUGCGGACAGGGGCGAAGCCUCUGACACCGGCGCAACAGAAGUCUCUCAGAAGUUUGCUGGGGGAGGAACUGUCGGAGUUCAUGGCGUCGGGCGAGAGAGAGCAGAGGCUGGAAAAAGUACGCUCCCGGGUACGCUUGCUGCGAGACCUGCGCAUGGACACUCGCGCCAAGGCCAUGUGGGCGCGACUGCUGAACGACCAGCCCAGCGCACGGAGACACAAAUCAAACACCAAGAAAGGGUCCGCGGCCCGGAGCGGCUGCUUCGGACACAAAAUGGACAGGAUAGGCACCAUUAGCGGCAUGGGCUGUUAGAGAAGGCAUAUCAAGAC